Astrephomene gubernaculifera is the source of this 4138-nucleotide messenger RNA. NCBI's taxonomy places the organism in Eukaryota, Viridiplantae, Chlorophyta, Chlorophyceae, Chlamydomonadales, Astrephomenaceae. The record is from the annotation of a GenBank genome assembly.
GGUAAUGGAAGCGUAGUAGGAGGUCGUAAAAACCCGACAUGACAAAUGGAUGAAUUUGAGGAGCUAGGAGACGAGUUUCCUGAUAUACAUUCUUUAUUCCUGUACUACAACGACCUCUAUUUUGGAGGUGUUCUGCUUGGAAACACCACGGUGGAAUGGAGCAGUAGCCGGAUGACGCUGUGCGGAGGCAUCUGCAAGUAUCAUCCGCUAAUGGGGUGCCAGAUAAAGCUCAGCGAGCCCCUUCUCAAGCUACGUCCGGUGCGCGACAUGAAGAUGGUGCUGCUUCACGAGAUGAUCCACGCACACAACAUGACGCUUAAGAUCCGCGAUCCGGAUCCGGGCGGCCACGGCCCGCCCUUCCUGGAGCUCAUGAACAAAAUCAAUGUCAGCACCGUACCCGAUCCGCAGCGGCCGCCCGGCGGCUACAAGAUCACCACCACGCACUCCAUGAUCGGCGAGGUGGAGAACUACCGCACGCACUGGUGGGAGUGCGAGCGCUGCCGCAAGGUCAUCAAGCGCUCCAUGAACCGCCCGCCGCAGGAGGCGGACUGCAUAGGGUGCGUAGGGAUACCUGGGUUGGGUGUGCUGUUGGGCACAAAAGCCCUACAUCGCUAUACGCCGUACAUAGUAGAUGCAUAAGAGAUGGUCACACAGCGGCACCAGGCAGCUGCUGGCGCACGCACCUCCCCCCACCUCCCCCCCUCCGCCAGGCGCACCGGCAGCCGCGGGCCCAGCUGCCGCGACCCCAACUGCGGCUACCACACCCACAUCCGCCAGUGCGGCGGCGCAUUCAUCAAGGUGCGCGAGCCCGACCCCAAGAAGCCCACACGCAAGAAGUCACCCGCUAGGAAGCCCGGCAGCAGGCCAGCGCUGGCACCCGGGCAGCAACGCAUCGACAGCGUCGCAGCAGGCGCAGCGGGGGCUGCAGCAGCGGUUGCAGGGGCGGGUGCAGGGGCUACAGCGGGGCCUUCCGGCCGCGGCGCCAAGCGACCCGCGAGUGCACUGGCGGAAAAUAGGCAGGGGAAGCCGGCGCCUGGUGCCGGCGCCAGCGUGCCGAGCGGUGGACCGAGUGGGAGUCGAACUUCGGGGGCUUCUGGGUCGCAGCAGCCGACACGCUCGCAGCAGCCGACACAGCCGCGGCCGCACCACCACCCGCAGCAGCAACCGCUGGAGCGGCUGUGGGGGCAGGUCCGCGGAACCGCAGGCGGGUCAGGCGGGUCAGGAGGCGGGACGGACGCCGCGGGUGGCGGUAGCGGGGCGGCAGGGGCUCCCGGGAGUCCGGGGCGGCCGGGGAGCCAGCAGGCCGGCGGGUCGCGCCGCGAUCCCAACUUCCUGCCGCCCUCCGUUGGCAGCUUCCCGAGCCCCAAGACCCACAAACCAGCCCCUUCUGCGGCGCCGCCCGCCGCUCCUGCCCGGCCCCAGUCUGUGCCACCGGCCCAUCCAGGCCCGGAGGUACCGCUGGCAGCGCCCGCAGGGCCUGCCACAGCAGCAGGACCCUCCGGCUCUGGAGCACCCGCCGGUGCGGGUGCGGUCCAGGCAGGCGCUCCCUCGGCGGAGGAGCUCAGGCGGCGCUGUGCGGAGGCGGCGCUUGCCAGGCUGCAGGGCGCAGGCGGGUCGCGACAGCCCGGGUUGCCGACUGCGGGGGUGGGAGGAGCGGAGGCGGCGGUGAGUGAGGCAGCGGCAGCGAGGCGAGGAGGGCCGGCGUCGUCGUUGGCGGAGGGCGUUGGGGGCACGGCGGAAGGGAGUCUGGGCCAGAGAGCGGGUGGUGCUGCUUCUGCCGGACCGUCAAGCAGCGGGGCGGGUGACCGUCAGCAGCCCGGGCCUCUUGGGGGGAUACCACCUGCCCCGGGGUCUUCCGCGGCACCGGCGGUUGAGGUGGUUGAGCUGCUCGACGACGAUUCAGAUGAUGACAGCGACUUUGUAAUUGUGGCUUGAUAGCUGCGUCCAUUACGCAUUUCGGUUACUCGCGAUCCAGCGCCAACAGCAGGGUGAAGCAAGUUCGUAACGUACUGCACCUGCGCUGUACUUCGCCGGCGCUAUGAACUCCAAUGCAGUGUACGCUGUGCUUGCGGUGAAAUUGUUAACGCAACAGAUGCGUUGGCUAUGGCUGGAUGGUGUGCGGAAGCUUGGUCGGCCCUCGUCUAGCAAGGCGCAUCGGCUGAAACCUGUUGUACGGCGUUUCUCAAGUCCGACGACGACCAAACCAAGCUCAAAUGUCCUACACAUCUCCUUCGUGUGGAUCAUGAGCUAAACUCAAUCCCGCUAUGCUAUCUUUGGCACGUACCUUGUAACAGUUUGCAACGUCACGCUUCCAGCCCACUUAUCCGUGCUGCCGAAAUACUUUGUAUGGCUUUGCAUUUAUAACCAACAUGGCGCAAGUCGCUUUGACAUAGACGAAAGCUGUUAACUGAAGACCUUUCGUUAGGUCCAUCCGAGGUGGAAAUUACAGUCUGUUAAUGGACAAAGUCUUCUGAAUGUUUCUACAACUCUUUCGGAAACUUGGUGCUCGCCUGAAGGAGCAAUCGGCUGCACGGAAAUUAGAACGUGGAACGCUAUGCGGGAAGCAGGGGGCAGACGGCGAGCCUCCGGAAGCGAACUUGCAUUUAAGCAAGCCUGACUUGACCGUCGUCGCAUCGCACUCAGGACCAGACACAGGCGUUGCUGUUUAUAAGCAAUUUACGCCAGACCUCCAGGUGUCGUGGGAGGACCCCCUUGAUUGGGCCUAUGGCAUUUCCGUGUCCAUGUACGACCUGGGGCCAACGGGCCGCCGUAAUGGAGAGCCUGUGGCUGAUUGCUUCGGCAUUCUGGCCUAUCCGGAGGGGGCCGUCCUGGCGGUGGCGGAUGGCGUGAACUGGGGCGAGCCGCCCCGCCGUGCAGCGAGGUGUGCCGUACUCGGAUGCCUUAACCACAUGCACCACGCUCUAAAGCAACACGAGGGCGACUCCUCCCUGGACAGCCACACGGUGUUCCGGCACCUGGUGGACUCCAUAUCGGCCGCGCAGAAGCUCAUCCUGCAGCAGUUCGGCACCCUCACCACGCUGGUGGUGAGUGUAGUGCUGCCGCUCAAGUGGGUUCGCUCGCCGGGCCGGUGGGCCGCCAUCACGCUCACGGUGGGGGACAGCGCCGCCUACGUCUACCGGGCAGCCAGCAGGACGGUGGAGGAGGUCACGGCGGCGGCGCAUGCGGAUGGAGCACGCGACCCCCGCUGGUGCCCCGGUGCGCUGGGCUACGCCAUGGGCGAGGAGCCCGACCUGGCCAACAUGAUGCUGUGCCUCACAUUCCUGGACGAGGGGGACUUCAUUUUCCUCACCAGCGACGGAGUGGCCGACAACUUUGACCCCGUCAUCCGCAAGAUAGCGCGACACCAGGUGCUGGAGUCCACGGACAAUGACCUGCCCGCCCUCUCUCCGGCGGAGUGCCAGGCCAAAGCCAUGGACCUCCUGCGGGAGGUGCUGGUGGACGCAGACAGGCGCCUCUCAGCAGGAGCGUCCCGCACUCCCACAUCCAGCAAAUCGACCCACGGGUCAUCCACGCCCGCCACAUCCACACCUGCCACGCCCACGGCUGGUGACAAUGCUAGCAGCUCUGAACCCGCAGCAGCAGCUGACGGCGGCGAUAGGGGCACCGCAGCAGCCGGCUGCAACCACUGCCAUGUCGGUCUGGGUCGCGGCAGCCGCAGCGGCGGUAUGACAGCCCGGGGGCUGGCGGAGCAGCUGCUGCAGCAUGUGUACGAGGUGACGACGGAGCAGCGGCAGCAUGUGGAGGCGCGCAGCCGCGAGCGGGAGCGGGAGCGGGGGCUGUCGCGAGGGGAGGGGCCGUGUCUGAGCACGGACGGCAAGCACGGGGGGCUGAUGGGGCUGGCGCCGUCUGCGAGGCCGCCGGGGAAGAUGGACCAUGCGACGGUGGCGGCGUAUCAGGUGGGUCGUCGGAAGCCCAAUGAGGUGGCCCGCAGCCGCGCCCGCCUGGAGAAGCUGCGGCAGCAGCAGCAGCAGGAGGGCGCGCAGCUGCUGCCCUUCCUAGCAGCGCAGGCGGCCUCGCAGCAGCCGCCCGGACGGCAGACCUCGCCGCAAACCACCUUCACCACCACGUCUGCGGGGUCUGGGUCUGGAUCUGCUCGGUCGUCUGGUUCGGGAGCGGG